This is a messenger RNA of Pyricularia grisea, 1313 nucleotides long. RefSeq lists its product as uncharacterized. The record is from RefSeq and is a predicted model, not a curated record. Bases 272 to 1090 code for a protein of 272 amino acids. The transcript is spliced from 4 exons. Lineage: Eukaryota; Fungi; Ascomycota; Sordariomycetes; Magnaporthales; Pyriculariaceae.
GAAACGGACUAGAUUGACCACCCACCCACAUCUUUCCACCUCGGAAAUCCGAGUGCAGCUGGCACAGGGCUAAACUCACGGCAUGCUUGGCAGGCUGCAUGGGUCAUAUAAGCAGAGGGGGAUACCUUUCUCGCCUCUUCCUUUCCCUACCUAUCCCCUUUACAGUCAUCCCAGAACAGCUUUUAUUCCGCAAAGAAAAUAGAGGUUUAACAGCCAGACUGUAAAUUUCAAGACUCUUUCCUGUACAAUAGGCUUCAGCAAACCCUCCACAAUGCAGUCCAAGGUGGCCACCAUUCUCCUGGCUGCCGGCACCGUCGCCGCUCUCGGUAUCCGCAACGAUCCCACGGCCCACGGGGUCGGCGCUAUGGGGACUGAGAUGGGCCCGGUUGCUUUCCUGUGGCCUGCCGACCGCCCGUGGUCCGCCGAAGCAGACAACACUGAGCCUUGCGGAAGCACCCAGGGUGUCGGAAACCGGACCCCUUUCCCACUCUCCGCUGGUGCCAUCUCCCUCUCCAUCGCUGCCGACGCUUACGAUGUGGAGUUUACCAUGUCCUAUGCCAAAGACCCCAAGAGCAAUAGUGACUUUACCCAACAGGCGAUCCCAUCUUCAAUUGACAAGAUCGUAUCCGGUCACCAGUGCUACAAGCUGAACGCCCCACCAAGUACCGUCAAGGCUGGCGACGAUGCCACCAUCCAGCUCAAGUACCGGUCCAAAUUCUCUGGUGAGAACAACGGCGACGACCAGACAUUUUAUGCAUGUGCCGACAUUCAAUACGUCGAAACAAGCCUCUUCAAGACGGCCAUCCCCUGCUUCAACGUGACCUCGGACGAGUUCGCCGCCCCGGAGACGACCACCACCCCCGUCUCCCCCGAAACCAACAACUCGCAGUCCCCAGCUGGUCUGACAACCGGCGCCAUUGCCGGUAUCACCGUCGGCACAAUCGUCGGCUCGCUGGCUGUCGUUGGUCUGGUCGCCUUCCUCGUCUUCAGGAAGCGUCGUGCUGGUGCCGCCCGCAACACCGAGUCCGUCCUGCCCGUUUCCAAGGACAACGUGGAGACAGCGUCGGUCUCUUCGACGCUUCGUCGCUAGGUUAUGUAGAGCUUGUGUGAAUGGUGGGUAUGGGUGAGUCGAUAGGAAUUUGGAGUGGCAUGAUUUAUGAAGAUGUUUUUGGGCUUUUGUUUUUUGUUUCUUUUUUUCAAUAUUCCACAUUUUCUCGGGACAGUGACAAUGCAGGAGAGAACGUGUCAGUCAGGUAGUGAGAACAAAACAUUUUCAGAUAGCUUUGUCCCAUAACGUCAAAUCUCAAUUCGCU